Messenger RNA from Lathyrus oleraceus (garden pea), 4035 nucleotides. RefSeq names its product putative pentatricopeptide repeat-containing protein At3g13770, mitochondrial. The transcript has 2 exons. NCBI's taxonomy places the organism in Eukaryota, Viridiplantae, Streptophyta, Magnoliopsida, Fabales, Fabaceae. Gene Ontology annotation, molecular function: protein binding; zinc ion binding; RNA binding. Gene Ontology annotation, cellular component: mitochondrion. Bases 190 to 2073 code for a protein of 627 amino acids. The record is from RefSeq and is a predicted model, not a curated record. Gene Ontology annotation, biological process: RNA modification.
CUUCCUUUUGCAAUAUACAAGUCUUAUUAAGAAAAACUUAAACAAACACCCAUACUCAUUUUGACAAAUUAUUCUAUGGCAAAUGAUUAUGCUGUUGUUAGCUUCUUCUUCCAUACAAUACUGGAUACCACCUCUAGACAUAGUUAACUCAUCCAUUAUCCUAUACCACCUCUUUCCAUUCCAAAUAUCAUGCGUCUCACACGACACAUCUUACCUUCAAUCCACCACCCAUUUCUUCCACUCCCCCCUUCAAACUCACGCACUCUUAGCACUCACACCACUCACAUUCACCUACAGCAACCACUCCUACAAAUGGCCCUUUCUUCCUUUGACACGAACUUCCAAACCUACAAUGAAAUCUUGAACGAAUGCGUUAAUAAAAGGGCAUUCAGAGAGGGACAGAGAGUCCAUGCCCAUAUGAUCAAAACCCGCUAUCUUCCUUCUGUGUUCCUCAGGACAAGGUUGAUUGUGUUGUACACCAAGUGUGACUCUUUGGGAGAUGCUCGCCACGUGUUUGAUGAAAUGCCUGAACGGAAUGUUGUGUCAUGGACUGCUAUGAUUUCGGCUUAUUCUCAAAGAGGGUAUGCCUCUCAAGCUUUGUAUCUUUUUCUGCAGAUGUUAAGAUCAGGUACGAAACCUAAUGAGUUCACUUUUGCUACCGUGUUUACUUCAUGUACAAGUUCUACGGGUUUCAGUUUAGGGAGGCAAAUCCACUCUCUUAUCAUAAAAUCAAAUUAUGAAGAUCAUGUUUUUGUUGGCAGCUCACUCCUUGACAUGUAUGCCAAAGAUGGAAAAAUUCAUGAAGCUCAAACAGUAUUUGAAUGCUUGCCAGAAAGAGAUGUAGUUUCUUGUACUGCUAUAAUCUCUGGAUAUGCACAGCUUGGUUUGGAUGAAGAGGCGUUGGAGCUAUUUCGCCGUUUGCAAGGGGAAGGAAUGCAAUCAAAUUAUGUUACUUAUACUGGUGUUAUAACUGCGCUUUCUGGGCUUGCUGCUCUAGAUCUCGGUAAACAAGUGCACAACCAUGUUCUUCGCUCUGAAAUUCCCUCAUUCGUGGUUCUCCAAAACUCAUUGAUAGACAUGUACUCAAAAUGCGGAAAUCUCACUUACUCGAGAAGGAUAUUCGAUACCAUGUAUGAGAGAACUGUUAUCUCUUGGAAUGCAAUGCUUGUUGGGUAUAGCAAACACGGAGAGGGAAGAGAAGUGCUUAAGCUUUUUACUUUAAUGAGAGAAGAAAAAAAAGUCAAACCUGACAGUGUCACAAUGUUAGCCGUUUUAUCUGGCUGCAGUCAUGGAGGACUAGAAGAUACGGGGCUGAAUAUUUUUCAUGAUAUGAACAGUGAAAAAAUUGGAGUUGAGCCAAAGAUGGAGCACUAUGGGUGCGUUGUUGAUUUGCUUGGGCGUUCUGGUCGAGUAGAAGAAGCUUUUGAGUUCAUUAAAAGUAUGCCUUUUGAACCAACAGCUGCUAUAUGGGGUUCCCUUUUAGGUGCUAGCAGGGUUCAUUCAAAUGUGGACAUUGGUGAACUUGUGGGUCAUCGACUUCUAGAAAUUGAGCCCGGAAAUGCUGGAAAUUAUGUUAUUCUGUCUAAUUUAUAUGCUUCGGCAGGAAGAUGGGAAGAUGUAAGAUCACUUAGGGAUCUCAUGUUGAAGAAGACAGUAGCAAAAGAGCCUGGAAGAAGCUGGAUUGAGCUUGAUCAAGUACUUCAUACUUUUCAUGCAAGUGAUCACUCCCAUCCAAGAAGAGAAGAGAUAUGUGUAAAAGUGAAGGAAUUAUCUGUUAGUUUUAAAGAGGUUGGUUAUGUUCCUGAUUUAAGCUGUGUUUUACAUGAUGUGGAUGAGGAGCAGAAGGAGAAGAUACUUCUAGGCCACAGUGAAAAGUUGGCUUUGUCUUUUGGUCUAAUUGCUAGUUCUGAAAAUGUUCCAAUACGUGUCAUAAAGAAUCUGCGUAUUUGUGUUGAUUGCCAUAACUUUGCUAAAUAUAUCUCAAAAGUUUAUGGCAGAGAAGUGUCUUUGCGGGACAAAAAUCGGUUUCAUCGAAUUGUGGGAGGAAAAUGUUCGUGUGGAGAUUAUUGGUGAGAAGACCCUGAUAGAGAGGACUCAAUGACUAGAUUCUUGGUAUCGUGCAAUUUAUGAGGGGAAAUAGAGGAAGAUAGAUGAAAAAGGAAUGUUGGCCUGCCAAAAGUGGGAUGUAACUUAUGAGAAGAUUCAAAAUGGUAUGACUAUUGGGUCAUAAAGAAUUAAAAUGCAUCAUUUUUAUUGGUUAUUUCAUUACCAAAAUCAAGGAAUUGAAUAAUUACAUCUACAGUGCAGGAUUUUUCAGAAUUCCUUGCACUUCUCUCCCCGUCAGCCCCAAUAACCUCGACCUUGGCUUAUUAUGCGUUAUCUUGCAAUGCUUACGGCUUUUCCUUCAUAGCUAAUAAAUUUUUGAUCUCCAGGGCUUCACCUGUUAUUCUUGGCUGUUGAGGAACUCUCCUAAGAUGUACGCUAGGUAUUCAUUUUUAUUCUUGAUUUUUUUUGUUCUAUGAUUUUGUUAUGUGGUUAUUAUUCUGACGCGACACUGGUAAGCGAUUACGUCAUGGCUAUAUCUUGUGGCACUUUUCGGAUAUUCUGCAUGCGAAUUUUCUUUAAUGGGUAAUUUUGUCAAUGAAAUCCUUGUUAAAAUUUGUAGCAGACAGCAGUGCUUAUGUUGCAGGCUAUAUCUUUACAUUCCUUGAAGGCCUUCACUGUGCAAAAGCUUAUAUGCUUCUCCGAGUGAGUCUGAGAAUCCACAGCAUGAUACCUUGGUAGUGUUGUUUCUGGCACGCUAAAUUUUGAUAAAAUGAAAGAUUAGAACAUCUUAUGCAGAAUACCUUUGCAGUUGCUGCUUUUCCUUUUAACUUGCAUGUAUUUUAACAAGUAGAACCUGCUCUUUAUAGCUUUGAUCUCCAAAAAUGUUCUUGAGCAAAAAGAUUUCUUCAUCAUUCAUCAGUUUGAGAUUUUAUUUAAGACAAGAAAUGAGCGAUCCCUCAAGCUUUAUCCCUGAAGGUUGCUUCCCUUCAUGAAGAUAUCAUGCAGUGGAAUCCCUUUGUUUCAGGAUGAUGAUCAAUUAGUUUCAGAUCCUUCUUAUUCAGGCACCUUGUCCAAAAAGAUCGUGCUUAGUCAAUAGAACUUUCCAUGAUAAAUUGCCUACUAAUGAUAACCUAAAAACGAGAGUGUGCGUUACAGUCUCCAGAGUAGCAUCUUAAAUGAAACCACUUCUCACCUUUUCUUGCAGGGCCCUUUCGCUCAAGCAGUUUGCGAUUGGCUGAGCUUUGCUGUUAAUAUUGACAUUGAUUUAUCUGAUUUUGCAUCUGUAUUCUUUAUUUGUAACAGGACUUGGAGCUCUUAAAUAAAAGAUGCCUUUCUGGCUGCAAUAAUUCUCAGCUUUUGGUUUGUUUGGUAUUGUUGCAGUAAGAGCAAAUUUGACAAUCAGAAUAUCCAUCGGAAGGCAGCCAUUAAAAUGACUACUCUUUAUUGUUGGGAAAUGCUCUAAGGGUGGUCAUAUGUCCUCCUAUGUCAAAUACUUAUUCAUUUUAAAGCUCUUCGGUACCGGGAUAUAUUAACAAAGCUCUUUAUAUAAUUCAAGUUGACCUGAUCCCUCCUCUCUGUAGUUGGAUAAAAUGUAAUAUAGAUAGAUUUGCUAGAUGCUCUCCUAGUCUUGAGGUUUAGAAGUGAAGCGAGUCUAGGCUGUUUUGCCUGUUAUUACAAGGUCUCAAGUUUUGACGAGGACAUGAAGAGGCAUAACAAAGAAAGGAAGUCUUAGAACUCCAUGACAAGGGCAAGACUUUAGAAGGCUAAAGAGGCUUGUAGACACUAUUUGAAGUAGGUGCUAGUCUUGAAGAACAUAAUCUAGUAAUAGUAAAUUGUUAGCUUAAUCAUAUUUUGGUAAGUUAAAGAUUUACGUUUUAGUUCCUCGAAAUAGAUUAAUCAAUUUGGUAUGUUAUAUUAUCUUUUAAUUUAAAAUGUUUUAGGUGAGAAAAUUUUGAUGAAUGUUUACAAUAAACUUUAUUAUUUUUUUGA